UGUCUCGACUAGAUUGUUUUCUUGCUUUGUUCCAGGACAGAAUACCAAUGGAUAUGGCUGGCUUUGGGGUGAUUGUUCUGGAAGUUUUCUAGAAUGUUCAAAGAGAACCGCUUGGACACAGUUCCCACGAGCAAAAACAAAGCAGUGGCAACUACAACGAACGGGAUACCGGGGCCUAAGUAUUCCUGGGUUGCUUUUGCAACCGACCCGGCAAGUAAGCCACAAAAGCACUGGUUUGGAGAUGUUCGAUAUUUUCCCGACCCAACGUUGAUCCCGCAGCAAGAGAGGGCGGAUGUACGGUGGAUGUACAGACUACGUGCAUGUCUAGUGUCCACCUGUCUGCUCACUGCUACGUAUUGUCCUGUCGCCAGCAUCGAUGGUCUGGACUCUGUACUCAGCCUUUGUGACUGACACAGCAAAGUGAGGGAACUCAAGCAACGACCAGAAAAGGUUCAAACGGCUUUGAGGUUGUGUAACAGCCGCAGCGACUGCGGGAUUGCAAACUGGCCGUGUCCACUGCCGUGUUGACUGCGUCUACACUUGACUGUGUCUGCACAUCCACUACACACGAUCGGCGAGUGGUGAUUCUGCUGGUG
This is a messenger RNA of Aspergillus versicolor CBS 583.65, 596 nucleotides long. RefSeq lists its product as uncharacterized. The record is from RefSeq and is a predicted model, not a curated record. NCBI's taxonomy places the organism in Eukaryota, Fungi, Ascomycota, Eurotiomycetes, Eurotiales, Aspergillaceae. The coding region runs from base 94 to 411 and encodes 105 amino acids. The transcript has a single exon.